Molecule: messenger RNA, 1242 nt
Organism: Penicillium cataractarum
Lineage: Eukaryota; Fungi; Ascomycota; Eurotiomycetes; Eurotiales; Aspergillaceae
Product: O-methyltransferase-domain-containing protein
Exons: 3
Coding region: 1-1242 (413 amino acids)
Molecular function (GO): O-methyltransferase activity
Source: RefSeq, a predicted model, not a curated record
AUGGCUCAGAUUCGUGCUCUAGCCCAGAAACUCGCAGCAAGUGCAAAUGAUCUUUCCAAUGAGCUAGAAAGCCAAGGGCUCGCGGAAUACUCCUUCAGCGAUCCUAACGCCCCCCUCGACCUUCCCCUUCUGAGUGCUCCGGGUUCGAUUGCGCAAGCCGAACUCAUCUCAGCAGCAGAAGAACUCCUUCGUCUAGCACAUGGCCCGCUCACCUACUUGAAUAGAUACCAGGAUGUUGCCUUUGAGAUUGGUACAAUUCGGGCCCUGAUUCGACUGGGUAUUCCUUCCAUGAUUCCUCUCCACGAGCGGGCCACCUACCCUGAGCUUAGUCGCAAGUCUGGAACCCAUGAGCCACUUCUCAGAAGAAUGAUACGAUUUGCUGUCGUUUGCGGGUUCCUGACUGAGCGUGAUGGCCGCGUCGGACAUAGCGCCGAGUCAGCUAUCUUUGUAAAAGAUAGCCGCAGCGCCGAUGGAGCGACGUGGACGCUGGAGGUCGGGUUCCGUUCUUCGGGCCGACUGUAUGAAGCAUUACAGUUGGAUCCAACGGGGGAAGAUGGUAAAAAGACUGCUGUAAGUGUCGAGUACCAUGAGGGCCACCAUUAUCCGACAAUAUGGGAGGUUCAUGCUGCUCGUCCACUGUUGAGCCGGGGCUUCGACAACUUGAUGGCCACGCAGAUUGCUCAGCCGAUUUUCUCGCUGCAGCACGUUCUGCGUUCCUUCGACUGGAAGCAGAUUACCUCACUUGUCGACGUGGGUGGAGGCAAAGGACAUGCUGCCAGGGCGAUCUUUGACGCGAAUGCCCAUAUAAAAUGCACUGUCCAGGACACCAAUAACGUUCUAGGUGAAAAACAAACAGCUGGGGAUGUUUCGUUUAUGACGCAUGACUUCUUUCAGCCCCAGCUGUUGCAGGCAGACAUGUUCCUCUUUCGGCUCAUCAUCCAUGACUGGUCCGACGAGGACGCGCAACGCAUCAUCGCGGCGACAAUCCCCGGUCUACGUAAGGGAGCUCGGCUUGCUAUUAUGGAUACCAUUGUUCCCGAGCCAGGAACCGAUUCCAUCUUCUCUGAGAAGGCCAUCCGUGCCCUUGACCUCGCCAUGUAUGGGAUGUUUGCCGGUAAAGAGCGCUCGCUGCAGGAGACGCAGAAACUAGUUGCCAGCGUGGAUGGUCGCUUGGUCUUUGAGCGGUGUUAUCGACCAGAGGGGAGCUUAAUGAGUUUCAUGACCUGGGUCUUUCAUGCAUGA